AUGCACGAUCUUAUGCAUGAUCUUGCAACAUCAGUGGCAAAAAGUGAGUGUACUUUUAUAAAAUCCAAAAGCCAAAUAGUUGAUGGGAGUGUUCGGCAUUUCUCAAUUAUUGACUCUGAUUUCAACCGUCAAAAAGCUUCAGGAGUUCUAGAUAAUAGAUCAAAGACAGUUCGGUCCCUUAUUUUUCUGAAAGAAUACGAGUAUAUUGGUGUAUCAUUUAUCGAUACAUGCAUAUCCAAAUUCAAGCACCUUCGACUGCUAUACUUAAACAAUACACUUUUUGAAGUCUUGCCAAAGUCUAUUGGUACAUUGAUACAUUUGAGAUACCUUGACUUAUCAGGUAAUUGUUUAUUGAAGAAACUUCCUGAAUCUAUUUGCAAGCUUCAGAAGUUGGAGACGUUCAGACUUUUUAGUUGUUCAGGGCUUAAGAAGUUGCCUAGGAAUAUAGGAAGGAUGAUCUCCCUUAGGCACAUGGAAAUAACCACAAAAGAGCGAUAUCUACGAGAAAAUGGAAUCGGAUGUUUAAGGUCACUUAAAAUUUUGACCUUAUCUGGCUGCGAGAACCUACUAAGAUUGUUUGAAGGGAUGCAAGGUCUCACAAGCCUCCAAAGAUUGCAUCUUGAAUUUUGUUCCCUGACCUCGUUGCCAUAUAGUAUCAAGUACCUCAAGAGAUUAGAGAAGGUAAUGAUUGAUAACUGUUCAGAGCUUGACUUGAAGAUGGAAUUUCAAGGAGAGGAUAAAGAUAACCUUUGCCUGGGAGUUCGAAAAUUUAUAAUUAACAAUCUGCCAUCGUUAGUGGAUUUGCCUCAGCUUAUUCUUCAAGGAUCGGCAAACACCUUACAGUGCAUAAUGAUGAAAAAUUGUCCCAAACUAAAAGAACUACCGGAGUGGCUGCAAAAUCUCACUUCACUUCAAACACUGGAGAUUUUAAAUUGCCAGAGCUUGUCAUGUCUUCCAGAAGGGAUGCAACGCCUUACUGUCCUCAGACAACUGAAGAUUCAAGGCUGUCCUGCUCUGAGUGAAAGCUGCAGACGUGAUGAGUGGAAGAUUGCUCAUGUCCGAGAGGUUCAUCUGGAUCAAUAA
Molecule: messenger RNA, 1083 nt
Organism: Pistacia vera
Lineage: Eukaryota; Viridiplantae; Streptophyta; Magnoliopsida; Sapindales; Anacardiaceae
Product: disease resistance protein RGA2-like
Exons: 1
Coding region: 1-1083 (360 amino acids)
Molecular function (GO): protein binding
Source: RefSeq, a predicted model, not a curated record